Messenger RNA from Contarinia nasturtii (swede midge), 893 nucleotides. RefSeq names its product mitochondrial inner membrane protein OXA1L-like. Gene Ontology annotation, cellular component: mitochondrial inner membrane. Bases 116 to 877 code for a protein of 253 amino acids. The record is from RefSeq and is a predicted model, not a curated record. Gene Ontology annotation, biological process: protein insertion into mitochondrial inner membrane from matrix; mitochondrial respiratory chain complex IV assembly. The transcript has 4 exons. Gene Ontology annotation, molecular function: membrane insertase activity. Lineage: Eukaryota; Metazoa; Arthropoda; Insecta; Diptera; Cecidomyiidae.
ACACUGUCAUUUAAUAUUUGACAUAACCGCAAAUCUAAUCGAAUGAACAGAUUUUUUAAAUUAUAAAAUAAGUUGAAUUGUAUUUGAAAAAUAUAUAAAUUACGAGCCAGAGAAAAUGAUAACUAGGUGCUGUUGUAUUUCGGGCAGUAGGUUGUUUUGCAGCCGAUUCAAUGUGGUAAAUAGUAUGCGCUGCAGGAAUUAUCAUGUCAUAUCUUUCUGGACUAUUCAUGCGGAUAACAAACAAAUCAAUAAAUAUAAUUUAUUCGAUCAUCGUUAUGAAUUCCGACGAAAUAUCAACCACACUCCCAGCAUGUUGGCUGCUGCUGCUGUUAUGGCUACAGAGAGUACGACAGCAACUUUAACAACAAAUAGCGAACCGUCAUUCGUUGAACUUGGCUUAGGUGGUUACACGCCCGUUGGUAUUCUACAAAAUGGAUUGGAAUUUUUACAUGUAUCGUAUGAUUUGCCAUGGUUUGCUACAAUUGCAAUUAGUACAGUUAUAAUUCGUAUUCUAAUCACGCCAUUGGUUGUCUUAGCCCAUCGAAAUACGGCUGUAAUGUGUAAUGUUUUGCCGCAAAUGAUUGACAUUCAAAGUAAAAUGGUUCGAGCGGGUAAAGCAGGUAAUGCUCUUGAAUAUGCCCAAUAUAAGGAGGAAUUGAGGAAUAUCAUGAAGGAUAAGGGUUAUAAUCCAAGCAAAAAUAUGCUCGUGCCAUUAGCACAAGCACCAAUAUUCAUAUCGUACUACUUUGGUAUCAACGCAAUGGUCGAUGCACCGGUUCUGUCCUUGCAAACCGGAGGCAUAUUUUGGUUUACAGAUUUAACUGUUGCUGAUCCCUAUUAUAUUUUACCCUUAAACAGCAAAAAUUCAAAAAAAUAAAUAAAAACUCAGUCAU